This is a messenger RNA of Racocetra persica, 381 nucleotides long. Lineage: Eukaryota; Fungi; Glomeromycota; Glomeromycetes; Diversisporales; Gigasporaceae. The record is from the annotation of a GenBank genome assembly.
AUGCAACGCAAAGGAGAAAAGCCACCACAUUGGCUUACAGAAUACUUCUAUAUUAUAUCUAAUGAGUGGGCAAAUAAAAAUAACCGAAAACAUAUUUGUAGAGCAUGUAUAGAUGCGGUGGGAAAAGAGAUUGCUCUGCAAGAUGAGAAUAUAAAAAUUAUCAAUACUUUACGUUAUUGUUCUAGUUAUCUUAAGAAUUGUCCUUACUUUGUCGUAAAAUAUUCACCUGAACAAAUACAAAAUUUUAUCAAUUUGGCUUUGGCUACUUCAACAUCAAAAAAGCAUAUGGUGAUAUCUUAUAUAGAUAAAGAAGAUGAGGAGGAUUCAAUUUUAACAACAUCAACUUAUUCUUCUAAUUCAUUAUCAACAUCUAAUAAUAUC